AUGGAUGAUUAUUGGCUCACCACACAGCGACAAACCAAUGAAGUAUCCAUCUUGAAACGAAAAGGGGAGACGAGUGCGGCCAAGGCUUCUCAGCCCAAAAAGAGCACCAAAGACAAAAAGUUGUCAUCUUCAGUUGAUAAAGAAGGAAUAGUAGAUUUCAGUAAUACAGGCCCAUCAGGACAAUCUCAUGUCAUUGUUUGGAAUGAUAGUCAAGGUGUAGAGGUAUUAAGUGCUUCGUAUGAAUUAAAAGAUGAAUUUAAGAAGGCAAUUUUAAAAACCUUUAAAAAUUCGGAUCACAUCAAUAUCCAAUAUCGCAAAACUCUUGACUACCAGAUGAACGCAUCAUCUGAGGACUUGUUUUUUUUUAAAAUACUGUCCCAUUUGAUUGAAGCCUAUCAAAUCAAUAGUCACAUUUUUAACAUUGAAGAACAAAGGCACUUAAGUGAAAAGAAUUUUGACCAUAAGAUCUAUGCCCGACUUUUGGAGUUACUCUUCUCAGACCGAAUCGACAUAAAAAUCAGAAGCGGGGAAACUAAAAUGGAUAACUUUAAGCUCGAUUAUCGUAUUGGCUUUUAUCACAAAAGUUCAUUUAUCGAUGUAUCCAACAUUGAUGUCAGUAAAGCUGCCACGGUCACCAAAGUAAAGGACCACCACGACCAUUUCAAACUGAUUCGUUCAAACGGUGUGGAUCUCGGCAUUAAAUUUUCACAAACCGAAAAGAGUCUGGGUUGUAUCCAUGCCAAAGCAACCAAAAAUAUGGACGCUGUUCAUCAAUGCGGAGAAAUUUACUUUGAAGAAACUUUAAAGACUACCGUAUUUGACUUUGAAAGGACUCAUUUUGGUCGUGAAUAUGUUACUUCUUGUGGUGGUGAUAUUAUUGAAAGUGCUGAAUCCGGUGAUAUCUUAAAGGAGCAUACUAAGAUCGGUAGUAAAGUGUUGCAUUUGGUGAGUGAUCUGGGUCAAGUUGUUCAUUAUUUAAAUCGUGAGGUUUGUAACUUUGAAUUCGUUGCCUAUGUGAAUAUCAUCGUGGAUGACGGUUACGUCUCCCCUACCGGGUGGUUAGCCAUUAAAAAGGAUCUCCAGAUAUUCCUUUUCUUCAUCAGCGGUCGUGAUACCAACCAAGUAAAUACUACUGUCGGUCGUGUCGGAGUACCCGCAACCUUUAAAUCAUCGACUUCCAAGGACCUCAACUCUGUUCUCGAAAACCUCGAAGAGAUCUGUGAAGGUACUGAUGCUGUUGAACUGCGCGUGGAUCUUUUACAAAAGCCUGAUUUGAAUAUGUCGAUGAACAUCUCUCUUGCGUAG
Messenger RNA from Mucor mucedo, 1305 nucleotides. RefSeq lists its product as uncharacterized. The transcript has 9 exons. The coding region runs from base 1 to 1305 and encodes 434 amino acids. The record is from RefSeq and is a predicted model, not a curated record. Lineage: Eukaryota; Fungi; Mucoromycota; Mucoromycetes; Mucorales; Mucoraceae.